Molecule: messenger RNA, 425 nt
Organism: Sardina pilchardus (European sardine)
Lineage: Eukaryota; Metazoa; Chordata; Actinopteri; Clupeiformes; Clupeidae
Gene: triqk
Product: triple QxxK/R motif containing
Exons: 4
Coding region: 136-390 (84 amino acids)
Cellular component (GO): endoplasmic reticulum membrane
Source: RefSeq, a predicted model, not a curated record
UCAAAGGCGGUGGGCGGAAGCUUCACACCGAUUGGUUGAGAGAGACUUGUGUUUAAGCACGUCGCCAGUAAAAGGAAGCACGACAGCAUAGUAUUUCGCUGGUUGUUCUGCCCUGUCUUGUAUGGAGAGGAAAACAUGGGGAAGAAGGAUGCAAGCACUGCUAAGCUGCCGGUCGAUCAGUACCGCAAACAGAUCGGCAAGCAAGAUUACAAGAAGACCAAAGUUUCUCUGAAGGCCACGAGGCUGAAGGCCGAGGCCAAGAGGAGCGCACCAGGUGUCCGGGACGUCCUGCUGGUUGUGGUGGCCAUCCUGGUGUUCCUGCUGUGCGUCUACGCGUUCUUCUACUUGAACCUGAGCACAGAGCUGGACCUGGAUCUGGACGUGGACUAAAGGGGGGUGGUGGUGGGGGGGUGGGGGGGUGGUGG